UGUACUGCCCAGGCCAGUACUGGAAUGUUUUCUUUGACAGCUCUUCAGAAAAAGUUUUCCACAGAGAAACAAGAGAACUCAAUGCUCCAUCUCCAAUAGACUGCAAGCUGAGCAGCUGGAGUGCAUGGGGGCCCUGCGACCCAUGCACCUUUCAAAGGUUUCGCUCUAGAAGUGUUGAAAGAUUCGGUCAGUUUGGUGGAAGACCAUGCCUGGAGACGUUAGGGGAGACACAAAGCUGUCAAACCAGUCAAGUCUGUCCUGAAGAACCACAACCAGACUGUGGUACCGACUUUCAGUGUGCUUCUGGUCGAUGUAUAAAGCAACGACUCGUGUGUAAUGUAGAUAAUGACUGUGGAGACUUCUCUGAUGAAGAUAACUGUGAAUCUGACCCACGAUCACCAUGCCGUCACCAUGAUAUUGAUGUGUCCGAAGUUGGCAGGACUGCAGGACAAGGAAUCAACGUUUUGGGGAUGCAGCCAAUGGCCAGCCCAUUUGACAACGAGUUUUUCAAUGGUCUUUGUGAAAGAGUGCGUGAUGGAAACACACGAACAUACUACCGCAAGCCAUGGAAUGUGGGUGUUCUCAUUUACGAUACAAAAGCAGACAAAACAUUUGCAUCUGUGUUCUACCAUGACCGUGUGAAAAUGUUACGAGAGGUGUACAUGGAAAAACAUAAACACUUCAGUGGUGACCUGUCUCUGAAAUACACACCUAGUAAGGGAAUUGGCAAAACUGGUGCAGAAGGAAAAUUCAAGUAUCGCUACAGCAAGAAUUCAACCUUAAGUUCUAUCCUGACACGCUUCACAGAACGGAACCAAACCUAUCUGCAUGUAAAAGGAAAUAUUCAGCUGGGAAGAUUCCAAAUGCGGAGCCGUGAUGUCCGUCUCACAGACAGUUUCCUUGAAGAUCUAAACUUUCUGCCUGCUGAAUAUGAUAAGGGGGAAUAUUUCAAAUUCCUAGAAGACUAUGGUACUCACUACGCAGUCUCUGGAACUGUGGGAGGAAAAUAUGAACUUGUGUAUGUGCUAGAUGAUUACGCUAUGUCCCAAGUAGGUAUCACUGUAGAAGAUGUGAAAAGAUGCCUCGGGUAUCACUUAGAUGCCAAUAUUGCAUAUAAAGACUUAGAAGCUGACGUUAAUAUUGAUGGUGGUAAAUGUGAAAAGAUUUAUACAAAGGAAAACUCAGAACUUGAGGAUGAUGCUAUCAUUGAUGAUGUACUUUCCUUAGUUGAUGGAGGGACGAUUGACUUUUCAGUUAAAAUAAAAGAAACAUUAUUGCGAGGAUUAAAAAUGGUGAAUGUAAAAGAUUACAUAGAGUGGGCUAAGUCUUUGAUUGAUGCUCCAGUAGUGAUACAGCAACGG
Messenger RNA from Merops nubicus (carmine bee-eater), 1361 nucleotides. RefSeq names its product complement component 9 (gene C9). Gene Ontology annotation, cellular component: membrane attack complex. Gene Ontology annotation, molecular function: protein binding. NCBI's taxonomy places the organism in Eukaryota, Metazoa, Chordata, Aves, Coraciiformes, Meropidae. Gene Ontology annotation, biological process: immune response. The record is from RefSeq and is a predicted model, not a curated record. The transcript is spliced from 8 exons. The annotation marks the transcript as partial.